Messenger RNA from Pygocentrus nattereri (red-bellied piranha), 5154 nucleotides. It is a transcript of the gene ccdc92ba, whose product is annotated as coiled-coil domain-containing protein 92. NCBI's taxonomy places the organism in Eukaryota, Metazoa, Chordata, Actinopteri, Characiformes, Serrasalmidae. The record is from RefSeq and is a predicted model, not a curated record. Bases 671 to 1546 code for a protein of 291 amino acids. The transcript has 4 exons.
AUAAAACGUAGCUAUCCUUACAAUCACUAACAAACAGACACGAACUGGAUCCAUACUAGCCAAUCACAGCGCAGAAGGUGGGACCAAAUCAACCAAUCUCAGCGCAGAAGGUGGGACCAUAUCAACCAAUCCCAGCGCAGGAGGCGGGGUUUGACGGAAUACGGGUGGGGAGAAAAGCCCUAACUGCUGUGUGGAUGCCAGCAGGGCAGCCUCUCGCGCGUGCACGGCUGUCGUGCUCCGGUCACGGCGCUUCUCUGCGCCCCCAGAAAACACUGCGCGUGCCCUGAUAUCGGCGAGGAGACGAGAUGUGCAGGAAAAUGGCAGCCUACUGCACGAUUACGGUCCAUUCUUUUAAUCUUCAUCCAGUCGUGUAGGAGAGGGGAGCACGGUGGACGCCGCGGAAUCCGCCUCUCCUAUUCGCUCCUCGACCCCCGGCUUAACCUUGCUUGUCAUGUUGAGGUCUUCGUUCUUCUGCUUGGCUGGAUGUCGAUCGAAACGUCGCAUCUCGUCGAAGGAUGCCGUCAGUGCGGGAGAGCAGGAUUCACCCGCGCCGUGAAGGGAGGAUAAACCCCAGCAACGCUUCUCUGGAAACGCAUCCGUUCAUUCCUUGCGUGAUUCGCUGAAGCUUUGUUUGUGUCGUUUGGAUAUCAGUAGUCUUUAGCCUGCAGUAAUGGAGAGCACGAGGUCACAGGUGGUGAUGGACAGGAGUGCGCUGGCACGGCAGGUGGAGAGCGUGGAGAGGAGCAUCGUUUUCCUGCGGCAGGAGCAGCUGACUCUGCUGCACGGCUUACACCUGGAGAUCCUGUCUCUGCAGAAACGCUGCACAGAACUCACCCACGAGUUGAACAUGAAACCUCCUGGCAAAAGUGAAGCAGAGGUGCAAGAGGAAGAGGAGCAGCUGGAGGCACGCUGCCGGGACGUGGAGGGCAGGCUGCAGGAGCAGCAGCAAUCGCAGUGCGUGCUCAGGACAGAGCUGACCCACAAGGGGGCACUGGUGGGUGCGCUGCGGGCCAGCCUCAAGGAGAAAGAGCGCCGUUUUCUGGAGGAGCUGAAGCGCCGCAGCCACAGGAGCACAGCGCUGAACACUGAGCUGCAGAAACAGACUGAGGCCGCUGCCUACCUGUCCUUUCAGCUGCACGCAGCCAGGCAGAAGCUUCAGCAGCAGAGAAGGAAGCAAGCCGCUUUGGAGAAGCUUCCAGCUUCAAUUGCAGAAAAACCUUCAACACACAGCCAGCCACAGCAAAUCCCAAGUGUCAAACCCAAGCGCCGCAGCGGUUCUAGACCGUCCUCGCAACUCCGGGCUGAACGGGCCAGAGAGUGUGUGCCUCGAGAGAGGGUGACGGGCCCAGAGGAGCCCACAGCCAUGCCGGACCCUGCGCUCUUCCUCCGUUCACGAAGGUUAGCCUCUCGGCCGAGACCUCUACACGCGCAGGGGGCAGUCGGCGGAGAGCAGUCGGAUGAACCAGAUCAGGGAGACUCAGCAAGCAGGGUGGUUACCACGGCCACUGUAGCUACAGCAGCUGCCGCUGAGAGCAAGGCGGACUGACUCUGCCAUCCUGCUGCUUUAACACCUGCAUAAACUGCCUGCUUCUUUCAGUGCUGUUUACCUCUGUGAACUGAAAAAACCUCUCUGUUUGUAACAGUGGUAGACAUGUUUUUCUAUAUUUGCCAUGUGAUUUCAUUCCACUGGACUUGCACCUAACGUGUUAAAGGAACAGGUCAGUGAAAAAGUUAAUGCACAAUUUUCCCUUGACUCAAAUGUAAUUGUGCAGCUGAAACGUUUGGUGUCUGAAGUUUGUUUCUUUAUUUUUACGCUGGAGCUACAAACAAAAAUCUCAUAUGGACUAAUACACAUAAAAUGGGCAAAAACAAUGCCAUGCAGUAUGAAAAACCACAUAUGCAAGUCUGUUUGAGAUUUGGUAACAAUGCGGUUCAGUUUCAGUCAGGCAUUUGAUGAUUUAAGCAAAGUUUAAUGCUAAUGAUGCUUAUAGCAAACGAGCACCCAUUACUUGGCUACAUUGAAGAGAAAAUCCUCAGAUUGUUCAAGACGUCUGCAUAAGAAACUUGCAUUCAGAAUUGUUCACAAUGGUGAUGACAGGAACCAGGUGUAGUUUAAAAGUGUUUAAUGCCUCUAAAAGCUACCUCACUGUGAGCUUUUAGUUAGGAAAUGCUGCCUAAUGCCUAAUACACUGUUUUGUGAUAGUUUUGAGGGACGAUUUUCACUUAAAACUUUUUUUUAUUUCAUUAAAAGAGUAGACAUCAUCUCCCCUGGUUCUUAUCAUCUAUAUUGUAAAGAAAACCAAGUUGGCACAUCUGUCAUCAAACCACUCUGAAGGACUGAGUUGUGCAGACUUUUUGAAAAAUCUUUAGAAUUCCUCUAAACUUUUAGCUCCAGCAAAAACAUAAAGAAGCCAACUUUGAUCACCAAACAAACCUUGGCUGAUCAACAAUAUUUAGGAUGAGGGGAAAGAUGUGUAAAUUUGGGUUCUCACUGAAUUAUUCCUGUACAUAAUGGAAUGAUAAGAUUUAUGCUUUAGUUCUUGUUGCGCAAAAUAUAGUGCAUUGGUAUUAAUGGCCAGUGGACAACACUGUUGUGUGGUUCUGCCUUGCCUUAGGAAGGACAGCCAUAGGGCAGCUCAUAGUUGUCCAUAUGGUAAUGUAUCUUUGUCUUUUGGUUUUGAGACUUCCGUUUGACUUGGUUAUUUCUUACUUGCAUACUCUUGCUGUUGUGCGCAGCGGUUAGUCUUGUUUGUUGUCAUUUUUGUUCCAUAUCUCCACGCAUCAACACACUUUUAUUAACUGUGCUACACUGCAGUGCAUGCAGAUAUGAUCACUGUAAUUUCAUUCUCAACUUUUGGCCCUUUGCUCAAAAAUAAUAACCUGUUGCUUAAUCAGUACAGCGAAGAUGCGCUAGCAAAGAUCUGUGAGGUAUGCAUUUUAGAUUAGGCCAAAUAUGGAAAUAGGUAAAACUGUCAGGGCUGUUUUAUGAUGUAUGCAAUUACAGAACGUGUGAGUCUUUGCCUUUGUUCAUAGAUGUGACCGGUCAGGGCCUGACCAAUAUAACAAUUGGCAAAUAUCAUGGUUCUACAGAUUUGCCUGUAGCAUUAUGAUAAAGCACUGAUAUUUACUGGAUCAUUUUGUAUUUGUGACAUUUCCUCCUCUGAUGGGAGGAAAACCUUUAAUAAGGAUUUAAUGCCAAUAUGCUCAGAAAAGCAUAUUAUUACAUAUGGAUUGUUAUUUAUCACGAUACUGAUAGAUAUUGUCAUAUUGCCCAGUUCUACUUUAUACUGAUGUACCAGUCUUUAUAGAGGCACACAUUUGUUACAGUGAUGCAUGUACUGGUACAUUUGAACACUUUGGCAAGAGGAUAAAAUGUUACGCCUUCAAUAGAGAGAUGAAAAAUAAGAACUAAUUAACAGAAAACAGCAAAAUCAUUCAUGAUUGAGCUAGGAAGCUCUGCCCCCUGUACUGCAAUAUUUAGCCCAUUUCUGACUGUACUUUUCUUUUGUUUAAGAUGUGAUAAUAGAUAACUGAUGAUUAUACUUGACAACUUACAGUUGACAACUAUUUUUUAUAUUUAUGCAGUAAUAUUAGUCAGUAAAACAAAAAGGUUAACUAAAAUGUGUUAAUUUAGUUUAAUUGUUGCCCAGAUGGACUUAAACUUGAUAGUAUUAGCCUAUAUUAACUUCUACUGGAAUUUUCUUUUCUUAAAAUCACAAACUUUUCAUACCAGUUGGGCCCAAGAGGAGUUGGGUCAUUGUCAGAAAGUUGCCCAUAAUCAGUCAGAAGCUCAGCCCUGAUUGAUGCAAGAACAGUUUAUCAUUUUAAAUGCCAUACAUAAGCAAAGUAGGCAUGCAGCCCAAGUUACUUUGGUGAUGUAGCCUGGUUAAAAGUGAUGGCAUGAAGGCACCUCUACCCAGAGUCAGCCUCCGUCUUUUUUAAAGAAAACAGCGUUGUAUGUAAUUCAUGAGAAAAGCAGUUUUUAAACCUAAUCUCAUGACUUUAAAUUGGUUGUCGUGUCCUAAUAGCGUUCCUUUCUCAACCACUUGAUGGCUCUGUUGUGUGACUUAUACUCCUAUAAGAUGUUAUGCAGAUAUGACAUCAAAUAGGAUGUUAACAGUAUACUGCUUGUGCUAGCCUUGCAAUAUGUAGAAUGUUCCAUAAUGUCGUAGGACAGGCUAAUAAGAUUUGAAGCUUAGAUGGUGAUAGCAUGUGAAAACCUCUCCAAAAACAGUUCACAGAGGCAGCUGUCCUGGGGCAGACACCUAUUAAACCGAGUAAUAUGGAGAAUUUCCUUGCACAGUGUAAUUUAAUCUGUGGAAAAUCAGCUGUUGGUGCUGUGGACUGCUCUUUUUUCUGAAUGCACAAAAGGUGCUUGCGUUGAGCUAAAAGACCACUAAACCCCAGUCUGGUGAUUGUGGCUCUUUUCAGGGCCUGCGUUUUAGGUUUAGUAAAUGUUCCUGCACUGUAUGUCUAUAACAAAUGCUUGUAUUGGAACAGUGCAGAGAAGCCGAGUUUGUGCUUUACUGUGAGUUAUAUUAAUUACAAUACUGAUCAUUAACAUAUGUUGUUAUGAAUAAGGUUUAUUUUAUGGACGUUUUACAUUAUCAACCAAAAUGUUUUUGUUAUUUUUCCUUUGAUUUAACAAUGUAUUAGCUACUACUGUGAUUAGCCUUCCAUGGGUGGUAGUAAGAGAUAUGCAAUACUGCCUCAAGUGGCAACAUAAUCAUGCUUUUCAAUAUACUCCUUUUUCCACAUUUAUCAAAAAACAAAACUUCAGCACAGCUGUGUUGUCUUGAUCUGAUUCUUACUGAUAGUUUGAGGAUUUUCUUAAUCGAAAGUUUUUUUAAAGAAAAAAAAAACAAAAAAAAAACAAAAAAGUCCUGAGUGAGAAAUCUAGAAUCGCCUGUCUUCCCUCCUCAGAGUCAUAAAACUAUUUGACUGUUACACAAUAUGGAAAGCUUUUGUGUUAUGGCAGCAGCAGGUUAGUGCUGAUCUGUGCUUACAGCCAAAUUUUCUUCGCAGAGUCUUAAAACAAGUUAUCUGCUCAAUCUCUGAGUGACAUGAGAUGUUAAGCACCAAAAUGUUGCAAUAAUCCACUGUAUCCUCUGUGGCACAUGAUUAAAGAGUUCUUAUCCCAACAAGUCUGUGAAA